This is a messenger RNA of Macrosteles quadrilineatus (aster leafhopper), 699 nucleotides long. RefSeq lists its product as uncharacterized. Lineage: Eukaryota; Metazoa; Arthropoda; Insecta; Hemiptera; Cicadellidae. Bases 1 to 699 code for a protein of 232 amino acids. The transcript has a single exon. The record is from RefSeq and is a predicted model, not a curated record.
AUGCAGAGUCUACUGGCGCUGUUACUGGUGUUGACUACCAUCAUAGUCGAGGGACAUGACUUCAGCAACCACCACCACCACGAGGUGAAGACCAUCACGAUAGAGAAGGAGGUGAAGGUGCCGUACCCGGUCCACUUGGAGAAGAAGGUACCGUACCCUGUGACUGUGGAGAAGAAAGUGCAUUACCCAGUCAAGGAGUACAUCCCUAAACCUUACCCUGUCGAGAAGAAGAUUCCUUACCCUGUAAAAGUGCCUGUGGUGAGGCCAGUCCCCGUACAUAUACCUAAGCCUUACCCCGUUUACGUAGAGAAGAAGGUGCCCUAUCCUGUAGAGAAACACAUCCCUUACCCGGUCAAGGUGCAUGUCCCCCGGCCUGUCCCCUAUCACGUUCCUGUUGUCAAACACGUGCCUUACCCCGUCGAGAAGAAAGUUCCUUAUCCCAUCAAGGUGCCAGUUGAGAAGCCAGUCCCCUACCCUGUGGAGAAGCCUUACCCCGUCUACGUAGAGAAGAAGGUUCCCUACCCGGUGGAGAAGGAGGUGCCGUAUCCAGUCAAGGUUCCGGUUCAUAUCCCGGUCCAUGUCCACCAGCAUUAUGACCACGAGGAACAUCACUUCGGAGAACAUUACUUUGGAGGGCAUCACUUGGCAGCUUUACAUAAUCACAAACAAUGGGACCGUGGUGUUCAACAUUCCUUUUAA